Messenger RNA from Plasmodium knowlesi strain H, 768 nucleotides. Its product is annotated as conserved Plasmodium protein, unknown function. Gene Ontology annotation, biological process: protein transport. Bases 1 to 768 code for a protein of 255 amino acids. NCBI's taxonomy places the organism in Eukaryota, Apicomplexa, Aconoidasida, Haemosporida, Plasmodiidae. The record is from RefSeq and is a predicted model, not a curated record. The transcript is spliced from 3 exons.
AUGAUAAGCGCAGGAAUAGUAGGGAUUCCCAUGGGGGAGGAGGACACAAAGAAGUUUUGCAUUUUUUUGAAUUUUUUUAAGGAAAGAGUCAACCUGCUCCAAAUAAAAAGCAGGACUGAAACGAUGGUGCAUAAGAAGAACAUCCUCUUUUUCAUCCUAAAUGGACACACGGAAGCUGCUCAUGGGAGCAUCUGCCGCAUGCUUCGAAACGAAAACAUAUGCCACAUGUGUAACAAGCUGAUUGCUCUAUGUAACGAAUCAAUUUCCCUGGUAGGGCUGAACCCCCUGGAGCAUGAAAAUAAAGAGAGGCUAAAAAAAUGCAUAAGGAACAUCCUCUACUGUGCCAACAAAUUAAGCAUUAGGAACACAUCAAAUGUGCGCACUCAUUUCAUUAACCAUUUUGGGAAGUACUUUAUCGAACACAUUGAGGAAGACUAUCUCCUACUGGACAAAAAUAUGUGUGAAGUUAUUAACAAGUACACCUUUUCACAUAAGGAAAUAGCACAGGUGCAUAAAAACAUUUGCCACGAAAUGGGGAUACCAGCAAAUAACCAGAUAGAUCCAUGCCACUGCAAAUGCUGCUCAUUUUCACGGAAUGAUGACACUCUGCAUACCGUACAGAAGAACGAUAUUGUUCGGAUCGUCAACACGUACUCUACACACGCAGAAACUGUUCACGACAAUGAGAAGAAAAAAAUAUUCCAAGAUAUGGAGGCUCAGUUAAUACAUAAAUUGAGUAGGACGCUCCUGGGGAAGGCAACUCGAUAG